Messenger RNA from Macrosteles quadrilineatus (aster leafhopper), 2993 nucleotides. RefSeq names its product coiled-coil domain-containing protein 40 (gene l(2)41Ab). Gene Ontology annotation, biological process: axoneme assembly. Gene Ontology annotation, cellular component: cytoplasm. The record is from RefSeq and is a predicted model, not a curated record. Lineage: Eukaryota; Metazoa; Arthropoda; Insecta; Hemiptera; Cicadellidae. Bases 128 to 2881 code for a protein of 917 amino acids. The transcript has 14 exons.
GUCAGAGAGGUGUUUUGAACUUGGUGAUAAUGUGGUAAAGAAAUAAUUUUGUUUUGAUGUAAUUUCUUUGCUAUUUACGAUAUUUUUAGUGCUGUCUCUUCUUAAGAAGGAACUGAUAACUUAAGUCAUGGAGGAUUACAUUGAUAGUGGAAACAACGACCCUUACAAUAAUGAAAGUGUGGCAGAAGACACUGAAGAGGAGGAAGGCUCGGGAGAAUUUCACCCCCAGAAUGAAGCAGAACAGAACAGUAAUCAUGGUGGUGGAUCAAGAACUUUGCCAUCCGUGGAGCCUCAAGUCUUACAGCCCGACAAUCCCCUCAUGGAGCGUUUCCAAAAUGCACUCCAAACACACUUGUUGAAUCAGAGAAAAAAACUUGAUGAGGAAAUUUUGGGUCUUAAAAUAAAUCUGAAAGAUGACACUAAAUCAUACCAAACAAGUAUUGAAGUCAGAGACUUGGAACAACAAGCUGUUCUUCGCCAGAAUAUUUCAAUGGAGAAAGAGAGGGAGACGACGGAGAAAGUAAUAACUGAUAGAGAGAAAAUUGAAACUGAUCUGCAGCGACAAAUUGAUAAGUGCAAGGAGACUUCUAUUCACCUAUCUAGUAAAAUAAACAAAGAAGAGGAACUACGUUUGGAAAAAGAGUCUUUGGCAGCACUUAUCACACAGUUCUCGGAAUGGGAACAAAGUCAAAAUUCAGAAAUAACCAUAGCGCAACGGAUAUCAGAGAAAACCCAAACAAACAAACAUGUCUAUACUCAAGAGAAAAUUUAUCAGGAUUUGCUCCUUGUAUCGCUCACUUCUGAAGUUUUAAAACUUUCGACCAAAUUCGGGGAGUUGGAAAAAAACAUAAAACAAAAACAGUCGGAGGUGGAAGUGAUGUCUCAGUCAGUCGCUGAUGGGAACGCUGACUUGGAAGGUCUGGAGAGGGAGAAUAAGCGGCUUAUGCAGAUCUGGAAUCAUGUGAUCCAGCAGAUUCAACAGAGAGAUCGGAUAAUGGUGGAUAUAAAGGCACAGCUGCUCACAUCGCAAGAGCAGUACAGCCGACUGGUGUGCCAGGUGGAGAGUUAUAAACGCUCUAGUGGCGGAGAGAUAAAGAAGAACGAGACAUUGACUCACACACUGGUCAGACUGGAGGGGGACAGGGAGAUGUUGGAGCGAGUAAACGCAGCGGAGGAGCAGAAACAACGGAAAAUGCGGGAGAACCUGGUGCAGGUGGCCAACAUGGUCGAGCUCACCCAACGGGAUGUCAACGUCAUUGCUGCCGACACAAAAGAAAAAGAAGUGAAAUUCAAUAAUAUACAGAUUGAAAUCGACAAACUGAUGCAAAUCAAAUAUCAAUUAGAAGAGCAAAUGUUGAAGAAGUUGCAUCACCAAGUGGUUCUGAGCAAAGCGGAGAAACAAAGCGCAAAAAAGAUCAACAGUCACCGCGCCAACGCUCGGAAACUGGAAUCACAGUUGGCAGGCGCUCAAAAUGAACUUGCUAAAGUGCUUCUUUUAAUCGAGCAAGAGAAUAAACUUAUUAAAGAGAAUACUUUAAUAUUGGACCAAGAGAAGCAAGAUGAUAUCAAAAGGGAUAGAGAACUGAAGGAGUCAGAGAUGGGGCUGAAACGUCUUUAUACAUUGAUUGGUCGGAAACGCAGCUACAACGACACGAUUAACAUUCGUCUUGUUGAACUUUCACAGAAAACACCGGCGGAGAACUUGACUCCAGACGAGCUGCAGCUGGUGUGUCUAGAGAAGACGCUGACAGAGUUGGUCAACAACAUUGAGGAGCUUCACACGUCCUGGAUGAGGGAGCAGAGUCGGAUCGUAGCUCUCACUCAACAACGGAACAAUCUACUUAAUCAGCUCACCAUCUACCAUAAACAAAUACUGGUGAUGAAACAAAAACAGUUGAAGACUGAAUUUGAGAUCGAGCAUUUGAAGAAAGAGGAGACAAACAUGAAGAGACUGAUUGGUUCGCUGGAAAAACGACUCACAAACUUGAACCUGCAGUGCAGCCAACGUAAGGACUACAAGGAGAGCCUAGACAAUCAGAAUAUGGUGGCUCAGAACCAGCUUAUCUGUGAUUUGAAGGAUGCUGAAGUUAGAGCUCUGACUCUCCAAGAGGAGAUGUGCUAUCUGGAGAUUGACAAGGAGGAGAUGAGAGGUCGCAUCGUGGAGGCUCAGCGAGAUCUGCUGGCGUGGGAGAGAAAACUACAGAUGGCGACAGAAGUCAAGUGUAGCAUAGACAAGGCACGAGCCGAUGGAGGAGAGAUUGCUGUGAUGAAGUCAGAAAUACACCGCAUGGAGGUUCGCUACGCACAAUUGCAAAAAGUGCAAGAAAAGCUGGCACACGACAUGGAAAUGUGCAUCUCCAGGCGAGAUGGAAUCGUAGAACUUGCCCAAGCUCGGGAGAAACGCAGUACCAGAAGAGCACUUUACACUCGCCAACAGUUCCAAAAGAAGUUGGACGAUCUACAGACCAAGAUAAAACAAACUAACUCUGAGUUGAAGUCAGUCAAUAAGUCUAUUGGUACUUCAGAAGAACACCUGACCGGUCUUGCCGAGAGAGAGGAUAUGAAGAAGAAUCAGCUGGCAGAGUUACAAACAGCUGUGGCUCAGAUGCAGGCACAACUGGCCGAGGGACAGCUGCAUAGACAAAAGAACCUGGAGAUGCUUGUACGGAAGCAGAGGAAGGCAAGGCAGUACGGAGAACUCAAAGCCGGCCGAUACAGUCUGCAACACAGACAAGAGAGUGCUUUGGAAUUGGAAACACAGAAGCAAAAAGCUGUCAACUCCGAUUUGGUUUCCAUCGUGGAAUCCCUCAAUACGGAUUUUCCCAUCUUGGACAAUCCGAUGAUGCAAAUCCUGAAUACACUCCGAUCCCCAGCUGCUUAGCCCUUUAAAAUCAAAGGAACUACCUUUUUGCUCAAAGGAAACAGAGGUUUUUGUGUGUCCAGUUUUUAUAAAAGUAAUCAUCUAUGACUAAAUUAUGAAUAUACUUUUUAUA